AUGGAGUCGAACGGCAUCUCGAACGAGCAAGGCGCUGCCUCGACCCCAGUCCAGAGCCAGCUCAGCACAGCCAGCUUUUCGGUUACUGCUCCGUCAGCGGCUGGGUCAAACAACACGCCAGAAUUUAGCUACUUCGACCGCCUGUCGCCGCAACCCGGGUCAGACUUCGAGUCGAUGAUGAGAGACAGGCCAGGGCCGAGCUCUCCUAGGAGGUUGGUGAAGGACAUCUUCAGCCGCGUCCAAGGCGCCAGCUCGCCAGGCCAGAACGGAGGCCAGCAAUCAGUCCGCCCCUCCUACCAGGCAACCGUCACUUAUGGCACCAGCACCGGCAACUUCAACCAGCCUGCCUUCAGCCAAGGUGCUCCGUCACAGUUUGGUGGCCAUCAGACAGUCCGUGUCCAGAUGCCGAGCCGUGACCCUUCGUUGCAGUUCGAGCAUGGCUUGAAUAGCACUUACAACAAAAACGGCUUCCGCCUUCCUUUGCCACGAUACGAUCCUGUGAUGCGCGAUGUGUCCGCCAUUCAGCAGCCGUAUGGUGGGAUGAGCAACAUCAAUCGCGCCGGACAGAACCAAUUUCGCGGUCGGAUCAUCUUCGAAGGGCAAGGCGAAGUUGGUCACAGUCCGUACGGGUCCCAGAUGCACUUGCAGGACUUCACACAACCGCCAUACCCGCGCAUGGCACCGGGAGCGCAAUCUGGUACAAUCCCAGAUUACACCCUUCCAACUUUCAACCAGCCAAUCAGUGUUAACGGAGCUCGCACCGUGGUGAGGCCAAACCAAGUCAGCGACAACAGUCUACCAGCUCCCCACGGUGGUGCUGCCCUUCCAUACGAUCCCAUCCAUGACAACAACUGGACUGCUGUCCGCGGACCUCGUGUCGUCGCUGACCAGCUGCCGAACCUUUCGUAUGAAGGCGGCUACGACAUGCAUGCUGGCAAAUUCAUUGGAGGAAAUCAACACUAUUCAGUGGACUCAGUCGUCGAUGGUCUGCUAAGGCAACCUGGGGACGUUGCUGACAUGGAUGCGGUUGAACAGAUGCCGCCAUUGGCUCCAGGCGGCACGGUCGUUGCAUCGGCGGCAGAUCCUGGCGAAGUGAUCUCUGACACCACUUCAGCAAGCGACGAGAACCAUGACCAGAGCAAUGCUGGUCCCGUUCCAGCUGGCUGCAUGCGCACCAUAGGUGGCCGCAUCCGUCGGAUCAAGCAGAAUGUCGAGCUCGAAGGUGCGCCACGCACAAAUGUCGCUCUUCCACAGUGCGAGAUGAGUGCGGUGGAGAUACUCACCUUCUUCCCUCACCACACCCAGUGGCCGGGGGUCCUCUUUCGCCUCAUUGGCAACGGCUGGAAGACCGCCGACAUAGCCAAGGCCCAGGUCUUCGCACGUGGCCUGCUGGAUGAAGACGGUUUAGCAGCCAGCCGUCGCAACGCAUCGCUCAGGCACCAGGUUCUCACCAACGGAAAGCACGCUUUCGGCAUCAACAAAUUCAACUUGACACGCAACGCCGCGCUUGUCACCCCCACCACAAAUUAUAGCAUGGCUGGCUACUUGCCUCGCCCACACGCCGGUGUGCCACCUCACCAGAUUGUUUUGCUCGACCACAAGCUUAUCGAUCUGGCAAAGGACGUAUUCAACAUGCCGGAGCCUUAG
Molecule: messenger RNA, 1647 nt
Organism: Baudoinia panamericana UAMH 10762
Lineage: Eukaryota; Fungi; Ascomycota; Dothideomycetes; Mycosphaerellales; Teratosphaeriaceae
Exons: 3
Coding region: 1-1647 (548 amino acids)
Source: RefSeq, a predicted model, not a curated record